Molecule: messenger RNA, 180 nt
Organism: Prunus armeniaca (apricot)
Lineage: Eukaryota; Viridiplantae; Streptophyta; Magnoliopsida; Rosales; Rosaceae
Source: the annotation of a GenBank genome assembly
AUGAAGAGCAAUGUUGUUGCAGAUAAAAAGGGAGAAAGCUCCUUUGGUGUGAGACCACCACGUGAAGCUCCAGAAGGGAAGAAACAAUAUGAUUCCUUCUUUGAUGCAAAAGUGAAGUUUCAGAAUUUCACAGGCCCACAUACACACAAGGCUUCACUUCUGGAAGGACCGCCAUCUUAA